Thalassophryne amazonica is the source of this 1591-nucleotide messenger RNA. RefSeq names its product semaphorin-4B-like. Gene Ontology annotation, molecular function: semaphorin receptor binding; chemorepellent activity. The transcript is spliced from 10 exons. NCBI's taxonomy places the organism in Eukaryota, Metazoa, Chordata, Actinopteri, Batrachoidiformes, Batrachoididae. The coding region runs from base 233 to 1591 and encodes 452 amino acids. The record is from RefSeq and is a predicted model, not a curated record. Gene Ontology annotation, biological process: negative chemotaxis; positive regulation of cell migration; neural crest cell migration.
AGAAGUAGUAGAAGCGACGUAAGAUCAUCGUGUCCGUUUUGUUUCGGUCCGUAAAUAAAGACAGUUUUUGACAGCAGUCAGUGGGUUCGAUGUCUGCGCCUUUGGGAACUUGUUUUUCCACCGUCACCAGCUCAGAGAUCCAGGGAUAGUUUUGGACUUGAGCUGUGGUACCCAGCCCCUCUGACCACCCCAACCUGACAGAGCCUGCGUGAGACCUCAGGCUUCCACAGUGAUGGAGCAGCAGUGCCUGUUGUGUCUCACUGCAGCCCACCUGCUCUUCCUCGGCCCCUGUGAGUCCAAGCUGACUCCCAGAGUCUCCUUCCCUGUGGGUAGUUCUGGCAGACGUCUGAGCCGCUUCAUUAGCCAUGACCUCAACAACACCACCACUUUGCUGCUGAGUCAGGAUGGACACACUCUGUAUGUCGGAGCUCAGGAUGCGGUCUUGACUCUGGAUGUGAGCAAGAAGGAAGCCAUCAUACUCAGGAACAAGCUCAACUGGAGCCCUUCAGAAAAAGAUCUAGAGCAGUGUUCCAUGAAAGGCAAGAAAAAGACCACAGAGACACUGAGCAUGACCCACCAGACUGCUGAUGGAAGAGGUCGGUGUCCAUAUGACCCCUACCAGCGGAACACUGCCAUCGUUGUAGAUGGAGAGCUGUACACUGGUACUGUUGCUGACUACAGGGGGAACCGACCAGUGAUUUCACGCCACCUCAGUGAGGGUGGGCGUUUCGACCUGAAGCUGGAUGACACGUUAGGAUGGCUUGAAGAUCCAACCUUCAUACAUUCCAGCUUCAUUCCUGAGGAGGCGAAGAUCUACUUCUUCUUCAGUGAAGUGGGCAGAGAGUAUGAAUUCAUGGACAAGUUGACAGUCUCACGUGUUUCUCAGAUCUGCACGAGUGACACCGGUGGCCAGAGGAGCCUGCAGCGACGGUGGACCACGUUUGUCAAAGCCCAGUUGCUGUGCCAGGCUGACGGUCAGCUGCCCUACAAUGUCCUCCAGGACAUGGACACUUUGACACCACCAGACGGAGCUCCUGCAGACAGUACUCUCUUUUUUGGCAUCUUCACUUCACAGUGGUCUGUCAACUCUGGGCAGUCAGCAGUCUGUUCAUUCCGCCUGAUGGACAUCAAAUCCAUUUUCUCCAGUAACUACAAAGUCCUGAACCGGGACACAUUAAAGUGGAGAAUGCAAGUGCAAGAGAAGGUUGCAAAUCCAGGAGAGAUGGUUGAAGAACUCCUGGACUGUUGUAAAGAAAGACUAAGCCUUGGGGAUACCAGCAUUCAAAACCUCACAGAGAGCUUAUCAAGUUUGGAACAGUCAAAAAGAAAAGACUUGUUAUAUCACAGUGAAUGCCGUAAACCCCUUGUGAAUAAAUGUGUAAUUAAAAGACUCAGGGAGGGUGCUAAAAAGCGUGAUAGAUCUAACUCCCCCAUAGGUUUCUUUCCUGCUCUAGGUCGCCCCUCAUGUUCAAAUGCUCCAAACCGUCCAAAAAGGUCAAAAAGUCUAUCUAAAGCAGAGGUGUGUCUGUUCUCUUCAUGUUCUUUCUGUGCAUCUGAGGCCAAAGAGUCUUUGCAUCAGGUUUUUUACUGA